UAUGAAGAAAGUGAAACGUUCCGUUAACCCGGAUAUUAGCUUGUUUGAUAAAAACUUUAGAUAUUAAUCCGAAAUCAGAUUUGUGAAAUUAAUCAAGUGGACAUCUGAAUGGUACGGGCUAAAUGCAAACUCCCACCUGUGCCUUAACCGCGGCCAGCCCAUAUGGGGUAAUCACAAAAGCACCAUUACGCGUUCGAGUGCGCCCAUCCACAGACGAGCAUGAUCGGUGAUCUGGCUUCGCGAUACUUUCUGGUUUGAGAGCCGACGUACCGCCUUCUGUCAUUCCUACACCCCGCCUAGCCGAGCUCCCUCGCCUCGACAUUACGUUGUCUAUAUCGGAAAGAAUGAGUGACCAAGGACUCUCGGAAGAGGCCGUGGUAGCAGCUUGCAAAGAUGGAAAUCCUAUCACGAAGGACUUCAUGAUGCAGCAGACCAUGCUACGGGUGAAAGAUCCGGUCAAAUCGUUGGACUUCUACACCAGAAUCCUGGGAAUGACGCUACUGCAGAAAUUCGACUUCCCCGCCAUGCGCUUCUCACUCUUCUUCUUGGGCUAUGAGGACAAGAAGGAGAUCCCCUCCGAGGUGAAGGAGAAGACUGCCUGGACCUUCUCCAGGAGAGCCACCAUCGAGCUGACGCAUAACUGGGGUUCUGAGAGUGACGAGAACCAGUCUUAUCACAACGGUAACUCGGAUCCUCGUGGCUUCGGUCAUAUCGGUAUUGCUGUACCUGAUGUCUUUGCUGCCUGCAAAGUGUUUGAAGAGCAGGGGGUCACAUUCGUCAAGAAACCAGAUGAUGGUAAAAUGAAAGGCUUGGCGUUUAUCCAAGACCCUGAUGGUUAUUGGAUUGAAAUCCUGAGUCCCAACAACAUGGUGUCCAUCACCUCCUAGAAACCAGCCAGUGCUCCCCCUCCUCCGCCGUGGUACAAAGUCACACAGCCAGUCUGCUGCUGGCGCUUCCAGUGAGCAGCUAACAUUACUUACAGACACACAAACAAGACUGUGAACCAAGGUGUGCAGUUUGAUGCCGUUUGAUUUAACACCACAUUUCAUAAAAUGGGAAAAUCAGAUCUGACUUUCCAUUGAAAUGAAGUGUUCAAAGUCUUCAACAUUUUCUUUUUGGAUUGAAAUAUAGUAUUGAUCUUGUGAUGCGGUUGCUACUGUGCAAUAAACUUUGCUGUUUCCAAACAA
Gadus morhua (Atlantic cod) is the source of this 1187-nucleotide messenger RNA. It is a transcript of the gene glo1, whose product is annotated as glyoxalase 1. NCBI's taxonomy places the organism in Eukaryota, Metazoa, Chordata, Actinopteri, Gadiformes, Gadidae. Gene Ontology annotation, molecular function: lactoylglutathione lyase activity; metal ion binding. The record is from RefSeq and is a predicted model, not a curated record. The transcript is spliced from 6 exons. Bases 345 to 887 code for a protein of 180 amino acids.